Molecule: messenger RNA, 1676 nt
Organism: Pipistrellus kuhlii (Kuhl's pipistrelle)
Lineage: Eukaryota; Metazoa; Chordata; Mammalia; Chiroptera; Vespertilionidae
Gene: NUCB2
Product: nucleobindin 2
Exons: 14
Coding region: 293-1552 (419 amino acids)
Cellular component (GO): extracellular exosome; endoplasmic reticulum-Golgi intermediate compartment
Molecular function (GO): calcium ion binding
Source: RefSeq, a predicted model, not a curated record
CCUUGGCGUUCCCAGUCGGACCAAUCACCGGCCGCCUGGGGGCGGGGGCUGUUGCCAAGACAGCGAGGAGGCGGGAGCGCUCGGUGGGCUGAGAGUACAGAGCUGAGCUGCAAACUGGAAGCUGGCAAGACAGGACAGAUUCUGUUAAGAGUCCAUUUUUAGUGAAAAAGCAUUGAGCUUGGAGCCAAGACCAACUUCUUAUUAAUUUGAUAUUGUGCAAGUCAUCUUACCUCUCCAGAUCUCAGUUGCCUCAUCUGUGAAAAGGAGAUAAAAAUUCUUAAUUUAUCUGAAGAUGAGGUGGAGUACCAUCCUACAGCAAUAUUAUUUUCUCUUGGUUACAUGUCUACUUACUGCUCUUGAAGCUGUGCCUAUAGACAUAGACAAGACAAAAGUAAAAGGUGCUCAGCCUGUGGACAGUGCAAAGAUAGAACCACCAGAUACUGGACUAUAUUAUGAUGAAUAUCUCAAGCAAGUGAUUGAUGUGCUGGAAACAGAUAAUCAUUUCAGAGAAAAGCUCCAGAAAGCAGACAUAGAGGAAAUAAAGAGUGGGAGACUAAGCAAAGAGCUUGAUUUAGUAAGUCACCAUGUGAGGACAAAACUUGAUGAACUGAAAAGACAAGAAGUAGGAAGGUUAAGAAUGCUAAUUAAAGCUAAACUGGAUUCCUUUCAAGAUACAGGCAUAGACUACCAUGCUCUUCUAAAACAAUUUGAUCACCUAAACCACAUGAAUCCUGACAAGUUUGAAUCUACAGAUUUAGAUAUGCUAAUCAAAGCAGCUACAAGUGAUCUGGAAAACUAUGAUAAGACUCGACAUGAAGAAUUUAAAAAGUAUGAAAUGAUGAAGGAACAUGAAAGGAGAGAAUAUUUAAAAACACUGAAUGAAGAAAAGAGAAAAGAAGAAGAAUCUAAAUUUGAAGAAAUGAAGAAAAAGCAUGAAAAUCAUCCCAAAGUUAAUCAUCCAGGAAGCAAAGAUCAACUAAAAGAGGUAUGGGAAGAGGCUGAUGGAUUGGAUCCUAAUGACUUUGACCCCAAGACAUUUUUCAAAUUGCAUGAUGUCAAUAAUGAUGGCUUCCUUGAUGAACAAGAAUUAGAAGCCCUAUUUACUAAAGAGUUGGAGAAAGUAUAUGACCCCAAAAAUGAAGAGGAUGAUAUGGUAGAAAUGGAGGAAGAAAGGCUUAGAAUGAGGGAACAUGUAAUGAAUGAGGUUGAUUCUAACAAAGACCGACUGGUGACUCUAGAAGAGUUUUUGAAAGCUACAGAAAAAAAGGAAUUCUUGGAGCCUGAUAGCUGGGAGACAUUAGAUCAGCAACAGUUUUUCACAGAGGAAGAACUGAAAGAAUAUGAAAAUAUGAUCGCCUUACAAGAAAAUGAACUUAAGAAGAAAGCAGAUGAGCUUCAGAAACAAAAAGAAGAACUACAACGUCAGCAUGACCAACUCGAGGCUCAGAAGCUGGAAUAUAAUCAGGUUAUACAGCAGAUGGAACAAAAAAAAUUACAAGAAAUUUCUCCAUCAGGGCCUGGUGGAGAAUCAAAGUUCGAGCCACUCAUUUGAAGUCUGAAGUCCACCAGAACUUGGAAGAAAACUGUAAAAUCAACAUCUGUGUCAUCUUUUUACUUCCCUUCCUUUUUCUCUACUCAAAUAUUUUAAAACAAAUGGAAUAAAGGAAGAUACUUUU